CGCUUCGCAAUGUUUAUCAAUAAGAAUUAUGAGCGCGACAUCAAGUACACGUACAAGUUGAAUCAAUUUGUUUUUUCUCUGCUGGGUAUCUGGCCAUACGCGCGAGCGCGAACGAACUUCUGGCUUCCGCAGGAGCUAAAGAGAAUCGCACUGCUCCUGGGAUGGUAUUUUCUUCUCUGUAGCGAUCUAAUUUCUAUGCUUCUUUAUGUAUUCAUGGUGCAGAAGGAGACUAACGCGAGGCUCAAAGUUAUAGCCGCCAUGAUAUACUCGAUCGUGACGAUCUUCAAGUAUAGCAAUCUGGUGUACAUCAAGAAUCGAGUGAGAAAUUACUUGGUGCGCGUCGAGGAGGAUUUUCGGAGCGUCCAUAGUCCGGCUGCGCGCAACACGAUGCUCUUCCACAUGAAAACCAGCAGACGUUUGUUCAUCCUGUGCAGUAUAUUCAUGUACUCUGCCGGAAUAGCGUAUCGAGUGAUUAUACCGGUCUCGAAAGGGAAGAUCGUCACCGCUGAGAACAUUACAAUCAGACCCUUGCCGUGUGCCGCUCAUUUCAUAGUGUUCGAUCCGCAGAUCAGCCCGGCUUACGAAAUCGUGUUCUUCGUACAAUGUUUUACGGCGUUCAUCAAGAACACGAUCACAGUGGCGGCUUGCGGGAUCGCCGCACUCUUCACGAUGCACAUCGUCGCACAGUUGGAUAUUCUAAUGGCGGCAAUGAACAAUUUGACAAGUGAGACCAAACUUGAGAAUGUGAACAGAGAAUUAGCGGUUAUCGUGGAGCAUCAAAUGAAAACGCGAGAGUAACUAAUCCGUUUCUUUCUGCAUGCAUCUAUGGACACGUACGCUUAUUGUUAUUUUUAUGUGUAGUGCAAUUUUAUGAGUCAGUUAAAAACACAUAAAAACACAUGACAGGAUGCUUUAAUAUGAUAAAUAUUGUGCGAAGAAUGUUCGAUUGUACUUGUUUGACAUUUAAUUUGCAAUAUAUUCCAGUUUGAUUCGCAUGGUGCAAGAAGUUAUUCAGUUUUCAAGUCUGGUAGAAGUCGUAACAUGUAGUUUUCUGGUAUGUUUUUUAUCGUAUUAUCUUCUCAUGGUACGUAAAACUUAUCGUGCAGAUUGUGGAGGUAUACAUGUAACAAUAAUUUAAUUACACUUGCCCAUGUGCUUUGCUUCGCAAUUCAGGAAUGGGAAGACAGCAAUGCCAUAGCUAUGUGUUCGUACUUCAUCACAAUCUUGUCGUUUAGUUUCAACGUAUUUAUAUAUUGUUUUAUUGGCGAACAGCUGUCUGAAAAGGCAUGUACAUUACAUUGUUGCGCUAUGUACGAGGGUGGUCCGAUAAGUAC
This is a messenger RNA of Harpegnathos saltator (Jerdon's jumping ant), 1334 nucleotides long. RefSeq lists its product as uncharacterized. Gene Ontology annotation, biological process: detection of chemical stimulus involved in sensory perception of smell; sensory perception of smell. NCBI's taxonomy places the organism in Eukaryota, Metazoa, Arthropoda, Insecta, Hymenoptera, Formicidae. The transcript has a single exon. Gene Ontology annotation, cellular component: plasma membrane. The record is from RefSeq and is a predicted model, not a curated record. Gene Ontology annotation, molecular function: olfactory receptor activity; odorant binding. The coding region runs from base 10 to 798 and encodes 262 amino acids.